This is a messenger RNA of Microthlaspi erraticum, 1134 nucleotides long. The record is from the annotation of a GenBank genome assembly. NCBI's taxonomy places the organism in Eukaryota, Viridiplantae, Streptophyta, Magnoliopsida, Brassicales, Brassicaceae.
AUGGACUCCAUCGCGUUUUAUCUCCUCCUCCUUUUCUCGAUAACCGCCGUCGCUAUCCCUCCGACGUCCUCCGCCGCGACGAUCGGCGUCACCUACUCGACACCAGGCUCGAUCUCCGAUUCCGUCCAACUCUCUCCGGACAAAAUCGCCGAGAAGAUUGUUUCCAUGAAGAUUCCGGCGGUGAGGCUUCUCGAUUCCAAUCCGGCGAUGAUUCGCGCCUUCGCCUACACAAACGUCUCUCUCUUCCUCUCCGUUCCCAAUCCUCUCGUUCCACUCCUCGCUUCGAAUCGUUCGCUCGCGAUGCGCUGGGUCUAUCGCCACGUGCUUCCCUUCUACCCUCGCACCAAGAUCUCAGUCAUCUCCGUCGGGAACGACGCGAUUUCGUACUCGCCGGACGUUUCGCCGUUCCUGCUCCGGGCGAUGCAGAACGUUCACCUAUCUCUCACGGAUCUGAGAAUCUACAAGAUCUCCGUGUCAACUACUUUCUCUUUCUUCAACAUCGUCCCCACCGCUUUCCCUCCCUCGGCGGCGCAGUUUCAGCAACCCAACGGCGAAGUGAUUAUCAGGCCGAUUCUUCAAUUCCUUGAGCGAACCAACUCGUCUUUCCUCAUCAAUCUCUACCCAUACAACAUCUACCGAUCCAACUUCCCAAUUCCAAUCGGAUUCGCUCUUUUCGAAGAAACCCCUUUCAAUUUCAGAGACGACCUCACCACCGGAGUUAGAUAUCGUAAUCUCUUCGAUAUGAUGGUCGACGCCGUGAUUAGCUCCAUGGCAGUGAUGGGCCACGAGAAUCUCCCGUUGAUUGUGGCGGAAACCGGCUGGCCUAGCUCCGGAAUCGAUGCCGGCGAAGUUGAUGCGACGAUGCUGUACAGCGAAAUGUUCUUGAGAGCGUUACUUACGCACCUGAGAAGCGGAUCUGGGACACCACUGAGGAAAGAAGGUGUUUCGGAGGUUUACGUAUUCGAGCUUGUUGAGAAAGAAGCCAAGCAAGGAAUCAGGAAUUGGGGACUUUUGCAUCACAACAUGACGAGCAAGUACAGCUUUGAGUUCUCGGAUGGAGGCGAAACCAGAAGAUUCAAAGAGCUUUUGAUUGGAUUCGUUGUGGAGGUGGUGAUGCUUUACCUGUUGAUGUAG